AAUUUCGAACCCAUUGAUCUGGCAACGCCAAAGCGGCUUACCGGCUGUUCAGGCAGUAUUAUUCGGACUUCGUGCGGUCAUACUAACUGGAAAUUACUUAACAUGCUGCAGGGAAUGCUCCAAAGGACCUGCCUGGCGGUUGUCAGCACCGCACAAACUCUAAUCGUGCGGGAUAAGCACGCUUUCAAUCGGGCGGUGCUGAAACCGAAAGUACGCUGCCAUUUUCCGAAACCCAUGGAGGUGAAGAGAAUCAAUGUCCACGGCUGGGAAGCGAGGAUGUCGACGCCCGAGGGACGACGAGUGCUGAUGAACCGGAUCCUCAAAGGACGCCACAAUUUGUCGCACUAGCCUUGUGUUAAUAAACCUAACUUUAUUUACAAAGUUA
Drosophila simulans is the source of this 385-nucleotide messenger RNA. It is a transcript of the gene mRpL34, whose product is annotated as 39S ribosomal protein L34, mitochondrial. The transcript is spliced from 2 exons. Bases 103 to 348 code for a protein of 81 amino acids. Gene Ontology annotation, biological process: translation. Gene Ontology annotation, cellular component: ribosome; mitochondrial large ribosomal subunit. Gene Ontology annotation, molecular function: structural constituent of ribosome. Lineage: Eukaryota; Metazoa; Arthropoda; Insecta; Diptera; Drosophilidae. The record is from RefSeq and is a predicted model, not a curated record.